UACUCCCUUGUCUCCUUUCUCCUCUUUGAUUUGCAGACCGGAAGAGUCCUUAACCAAAGUAGGUCAGCAGGCACUUCCGGUACCAGAGACCAGUGUUCCGGGCAGUUCUGGAAGAAGAGAGGCAGCGGCGGUGGCAGCUGGAAGAUGAAGAAGGAGCAUGUGCUUCACUGUCAGUUUUCCGCGUGGUAUCCGCUAUUUCAAAGCCUCACCAUCAAGAGUGUCAUUCUUCCACUUCCUCAGAAUGUGAAGGAUUACUUGCUUGAUGAUGGAACUCUGGUGGUUUCAGGAAGGGAAGAUCCACCAACAUGCUCUCAGCCAGACAGUGAUGAUGAGGCAGAAGAAAUACAGUGGUCAGAUGAUGAGAACACAACCACACUGACGGCACCAGAAUUUCCUGAGUUCACUACUAAAGUUCAAGAAGCUAUCAAUUCCUUAGGGGGCAGUGUAUUUCCUAAGCUUAACUGGAGUGCUCCAAGGGAUGCAUACUGGAUAGCAAUGAAUAGUUCACUGAAAUGCAAAACCCUUAGUGACAUCUUUCUACUUUUCAAGAGUUCUGAUUUCAUCACUCGUGACUUCACUCAGCCAUUUGUUCAUUGUACUGAUGAUUCCCCAGAUCCUUGUAUGGAAUAUGAGCUUGUUCUUCGCAAAUGGUGUGAAUUAAUUCCUGGGGCUGAGUUCCGGUGUUUUGUCAAGGAAAACAAGCUUAUUGGUAUUUCUCAAAGGGACUACACACAAUAUUAUGAUCACAUUUCUAAACAAAAGGAAGAAAUUUGCAGAUGCAUUCAAGACUUUUUCAAGAAUUACAUACAGUAUAAGUUCUUAGAUGAAGACUUUGUAUUUGAUAUAUAUCGAGAUAGUAGGGGAAAGGUGUGGCUAAUUGAUUUUAAUCCAUUUGGUGAAGUAACAGAUUCACUGCUGUUUACUUGGGAAGAACUGAUCUCUGGGAAAAACUUAAAAGCUGAUCUUACUGAAGGAGAUGCUCUGGAGCAGGAUUCUCCAGCUUUUCGGUGCACAAACAGUGAAGUUACAGUACAACCCAGUCCUUACCUGAGUUACCGACUGCCCAAGGAUUUUGUUGACCUCUCUACUGGUGAAGAUGCUCACAAAUUGAUAGAUUUUCUUAAACUGAAGAGAAAUCAACAAGAGGAUGACUGAUGAUAGAGUUCAAGACCAAGUUAAAGAGGAAACCAUCCCUACUUCAGAAGGCUGUUCAUAGGCCACAACUUCCUAUUAACCCUGAUCUGAUGGGGUGGGGGCGGGCAGUGUGGAAAUCAGUAGCUUUUUAUAUUCAUGUAUAUCCAGCCAGAAAACAAAAAUGGAGGGACUUUGGUACUUGUAAAAAUAACAUAAUAAAUAGGUCGUAAACAUAGGAAAUUAUCCUGUUCUGAUGAUAAAGUACAUUUUAUG
This is a messenger RNA of Orycteropus afer afer, 1407 nucleotides long. RefSeq names its product cell division cycle 123 (gene CDC123). Gene Ontology annotation, cellular component: cytoplasm. The record is from RefSeq and is a predicted model, not a curated record. NCBI's taxonomy places the organism in Eukaryota, Metazoa, Chordata, Mammalia, Tubulidentata, Orycteropodidae.